Centruroides sculpturatus (bark scorpion) is the source of this 758-nucleotide messenger RNA. It is a transcript of the gene Vlet, whose product is annotated as COMM domain-containing protein 10-like. NCBI's taxonomy places the organism in Eukaryota, Metazoa, Arthropoda, Arachnida, Scorpiones, Buthidae. The record is from RefSeq and is a predicted model, not a curated record. Bases 62 to 658 code for a protein of 198 amino acids. The transcript is spliced from 7 exons.
GCUGCAUUUAAACACUAGGCGGCGCGUGGUGUUUAAAAUUGGCAACACUUACUAAUCAAAGAUGGUAACAGACAUGUUUACCAAAACAAAAAAAUUAACUGAGGCUGUUCAGUUAAUAAAUAAUUUAAAUGAUGCCAGAUUUCCAUUGCUGUUAUCACGUAUUCUCCAGAAAUUGCAUUCCAAGGAAGAAAGUUUCACUGAAGAAGAAGAAGAAAAAUUACAGCUAGCACUUUCUCUUGAUCAGCAACAAUUACACCUUGUUCUUGAAACAAUUUCAUUCAUUUUAGAACAGGCUGCAUAUAAUCUUGCAAAACCAGCUGUAUUAUCACAACAACUGCAAGAAAUAAAUCUCCAAGAAGAAAAAGUAUCUUCUAUUGUUCAAGCAUGGGUAAACAAUGCUAAAAGUGUAACAGAAAAACUAAGACAGAGAACAAUUUCUCCUAGACAGCUUACAGAUGUCAAAUGGGAAUUGCGUUUACAAAUGGCACAAGCUUCACGGACAAAUCUAAAAACACCUCUGGGCAUUUUGGAAUUGGAAAUAUCAUCAGAUAAAGACAAAAAUAACAAAAUCCAAUUUCAAUUUAAUCAUCAACAGUUAUAUGAAUUAUAUAAUAAGCUGGAGAUUAUACAAAACCAAUUAGAUGCUUUACAGAAAUGAGUUUUGUAAAUUAUGAUUUUCAGUGUGAAUUUUCAUGAAAUGUAUUUAUAUUGUUGUAAUUUUUCAUAACUAUAAUAAAGUAUAUGUUUAAUAUAGAGCA